AUGGCUACAAUGGCUGCCGAAACAACCCUUCAAAACGGGCCAUCCCGCAUAGAGCGCCUGAGCGCCGAGGACUUUGAGACGGCCUCAAUACGCUCAGCCGCUCCGUCUUACAUCUCCGAAGCACCAUCCUACCACUCCACCCUCCCCACCAACGAAAGUGUACCGGAAUACACACCACGCGAGUCUCAAACCACUACAUCCGCGACCUCACCCCCGCGAUAUGCCACUUCCUCGUCAAUGCUCAACCUCUCCUCAACACCGACGCCUACGCCCAUGACGUCGACCUUCGCCCCGGGUGCCGGGCUCCCCCGUCUGCCCUCCCCGCGCCGCGACGUACCGCACCUCUCGCACUUCCAGAUCCCUUCCUGGUCCAGUAUGGCCAGCAACCCGCAGGCGCGCCACUACCAGCGAGUCGCGCACCGCCGGGUAUCUGCCGCGGCAAACGGCGGGCGCUGGGGCGGGGUUGAAAGCGCACUGCGCUCUGCGAUCGAGCGGAUUAAUGCGAAUGCGGCAGCGGCAGCUGCUGAUGCGGAAGAUGACCCGGACAAGGUGCGUCCGCUUGAGGACCCCUAUCUAGUUGGCGAGGAGGCAGCGGCGAGGGCGCGGCGGGAGAGGUUGGCGAGGCAAAAUGGGGAUGAGGUUUUGUAUCGUGAGGAGAGGCGAUGGGAUUGGUUCCUUGGCCAAACUAGGGACUGGGAUGAGCGGAACCGAAGCUGGGGCGCCUUUAGCACUACUAUCGACAGCCGCGGGAGACUCGCUCGUCGCUUUGGCCGAUAA
Annulohypoxylon maeteangense is the source of this 777-nucleotide messenger RNA. RefSeq lists its product as uncharacterized. The coding region runs from base 1 to 777 and encodes 258 amino acids. The transcript has 3 exons. Lineage: Eukaryota; Fungi; Ascomycota; Sordariomycetes; Xylariales; Hypoxylaceae. The record is from RefSeq and is a predicted model, not a curated record.